AUGUGGAGGCCAGCUCCGUCGAUAUUCGGGGAAAAGCGUGUGUAUAAAUAUGCCGAUUUCUCAAUUCUCUUCUUGUGCUCAAUUAAACCAGAUCUUCAGACCAUGGAAUAUCUGUGGAUCGUUUUGCUACUGCAAACCGUCUCCAUAGCUGCUGAAUGUGUUGCUGAUAGCUGUCUCCUCGCACUUCGCUCGACACCACACAUCUCUGGACGCCAUGCCGCUGCCCUAGAUUUCUGCACUGCAUAUCUUCAAGACCCGACUGUUGUCGUGCCAGAUGAGGCGAGAAUAGCUUGUAAAGACGAAAACAAUGUGAUCGACGAGCAACGCAUCGCUAGUGCUUGCGCGUGUGAGUUUGCGCCAACGGAGACAAGACCAACAUUAGUUACGCCGGCUCAAAUAACCUCGCCGCCCGCGGUUGCGGAGGACAGCUUUUUCGAGCCUUGCGCGCUUGUCAGCAGUUCGUCCGCUGCACAAGUAGCUACAGCUCCCUCUACUUGGCCAACUGUCUCCGCACAGCUUGCCUAUGAAUGCCUGAACUCGAUACCCCUCAACGAGACAGCUGCUAUAGAUUUUGUUGACUCCAUCGAGCCGUACCUUGAAUGGCAGAGUGAUUUGGCAUGGAAAAAAGAUCCUCCAGCAGAUUACGAUUGUCCUGCCCACGAUGUCAUCGCCGCCCUAGAUCAAGUCCGGAGAAACUUAAUCGCAAAUAGGUAUGCAAACGAAUACGUAUUUCAAAUUGAUCUGUAUCGAGUCUUCCUGAGAGGUUGCGACGGGCACAUCAUAUUAUUUCCUGAUGCCGCGACUAAGGGAUUUAUUUUUGGUCGCCAGCGAUCUUUGGUCUCAGUAAGCGAGGACGGACGAUCGCUUCCCGUCAUUAAGCUAUAUGAUGAUGUUUACAACUCGCCGGGACAGGGGUCAGUUGUUACCCAAAUUAACGGCAUUGAAGCGUCAACAUUUAUCUCCAAUUACAGUAGAGAAGCCCCGAGUUUUCCAGAUGCCGAUGCGGUGUACAACAGCAUGUUCUUUAGCCAAGGUUCCUUCGCCGAGACUGGUUGGGAAGGCUGUUUCUCAGGAGGUGGGCGAAUGCAAUAUAUUUAUCCGGGUCCUACCACAUCGUUCACCUUUGCUAACGGAUCAUCGCUAAUCCUGGAAAACACCGCCAGGGUUUUGGCAGACUUCAGUGAUGUGGCCAAUGGGCAACAAUUUUACAGCAAAUAUUGUACGGUCCAUGACGAUGAAGUUGAAGAGGAAGAUUCAGCUGCUACAUCUCUUCCCAACUUCACCUCUGCAUAUCCACAACCUGCAAUCGCGACUAAUGACUCCAUCUUAUCCGGACACUAUCUGGACGGGCAAGGAUAUGAAGACGUAGCUGUUUUAAAUACUUUGUCUUUUGACCCACAAUCUACAACCCAAUUUCAGGAAGUUGCACAACAAUUUUUGAUUGAUGCAAAGCGGAAUGGUAAGACAAAAAUUAUCAUUGAUCUUAGUUGUAACGAGGGCGGAUAUGUUUUACUAAGUUACGACUUGUUCCGACAAUUUUUUCCUACUAUUGAGCAAGAAGGAAAUACCCGCUGGAGAGCAGGAAAAGCUUUCAUGGCCAUUGCCGAGAUAUUUUCCGCCGGUUCUGAUGAUUUUGACCCUUCUACUGCUACUGAUUCAGAGAUCAGUAGGCAUCAAUCUUGGUUUCAUUACUAUUCCGAUCUGAAUAGUAAUAACGAGCCGUUUCGGAGUUUUGAGGAUAAGUAUGGUCCAUACACUAUAAAGGGUGAUAAUUUUACCAACAACAUUCGAUGGAAACUAAACGAUACUCUGGUCACUUCUAAUGAUACUUACGGCCUGGGUAUGGAAAUUACUGGAUAUGGAUCACGUCAAAAUUUCACACAGCCCUUUGAUGCUAAAAACAUUAUAAUGCUUCAUAAUGGAUAUUGUGGAUCCGCUUGCCAUAUGUUUUCAGAGUUUAUGCGGGUCCAAGCAGGCGUCAAAUCUAUUGCUAUGGGAGGUCGACCCAAGGAAGGUCUUAUGCAGGGGGUAGGCGGAAAUAAAGGAGCUCUGGUUUUUAGUUUCGAAACAAUUUUACAGUAUGCACAGAUGGCGUUGCCAAAUGCUUCGGAAGCCCAAGCAGAGAUUUUAGAAAAGCUGUCGCCACUUCCACUACAGCGAAUUAGUAAAGCUAGCCUUAACGUGCGAGACUACAUCUCCCCAGAACAUUUUGGCGAUGGACUUCCGUCUCAGUACGUCCGAGUAGAAUCUGAUUGUAGGCUAUUCUACACAGAAAAAAGUAUUAACGACGUCACUGUUCUUUGGAAAGCUGCAGCCGAUGCAGCAUUUAAUGGAAAAGGAUGUGCUUAUGGUAGUCUUCCGGAAAGGCUCUGA
Molecule: messenger RNA, 2373 nt
Organism: Blumeria graminis f. sp. triticale
Lineage: Eukaryota; Fungi; Ascomycota; Leotiomycetes; Helotiales; Erysiphaceae
Source: the annotation of a GenBank genome assembly